Leptonychotes weddellii (Weddell seal) is the source of this 801-nucleotide messenger RNA. The record is from RefSeq and is a predicted model, not a curated record. NCBI's taxonomy places the organism in Eukaryota, Metazoa, Chordata, Mammalia, Carnivora, Phocidae.
UUGCUUCCUUCUCUCCCCAGUGAGAAAGUGGCGAGUGAAAAGUGCCUUGGGAGCCUUGGGCCAAUGGCAGAUUGAGGUGGGAGAGCCAGCACUCCCAGGAGCAGGGAGCCUGGGGUCUGAAUUCAUCAAGGAAGACAAUGCCAAUCCCAUCUUCAUGCGCAAGGACACCAAGAUGAGCUUCCAGUGGCGGAUUCGAAACCUCCCCUACCCUAAGGACGUCUACAGUGUCUGUGUGGACCAGAAGGAGCGCUGCAUCGUUGUCCGAACAACCAACAAAAACCCCAGUGUCCCAGCCGGCACCCCUCUGAGGGUACCCAGGCAUGUCCCUGUCCCACGUGGAGCACAAGCCAGGCAGGCAGAAACGAUGGCCCCACGCUCUGCACGGUACUACAAGAAGUUCUCCAUUCCCGACCUAGACAGAUACCAGCUACCUCUGGAUGAGUCCUCGCUGAGCUUUGCUCAUGCCAACUGCACCCUGAUCAUCUCUUACCAGAAGCCAAAGGAGGUCCUGGCGGCUGAGUCAGAGCUUCAGAAGGAGCUAAAGAAAGUGAAGACGGCCCACAGCAGUGACGGGGACUGUAAGACCCAGUAGCGGAGCAUCCCUGAGCCUGCCCUUCCGGCAGCAUGGCGGGUGGGUGAGGCUCUUCUGGACUUUGUGGCUUGGGCCACCCCCUUUCUGGUGCAGGGGUAUGUCCUCUCUUCCAUGAGCUAUCCAGGCUCUGUGAGAACUGGGCCUUGGGGUGCUCCUAGCCCCCAUAUCAUGGUCUGAUCUCCCAAGUAAAGUCAUUCUGAGUCACUGUU